Molecule: messenger RNA, 2011 nt
Organism: Drosophila busckii
Lineage: Eukaryota; Metazoa; Arthropoda; Insecta; Diptera; Drosophilidae
Product: KIF-binding protein
Exons: 1
Coding region: 81-1868 (595 amino acids)
Molecular function (GO): protein binding
Source: RefSeq, a predicted model, not a curated record
AUUCGUAACAUGACAAAUAGUAGCUGCAGCAAAACUUGAAAAUUCAAUAUUAAAUAAUUUUAAAAAAGAAACUAAAAACAAUGAGCAGCUUACCCAAAGAAGUGCUAAGCGACUACAAGGAGCUUUAUGAAAAAGCCAACAAGCUAGUCGAAGAUGAAAGUCGCAGUGAUCCACCAACCGAUCCCUUUCGCUCACACUACAAAGCGCGCGAGGUGUUAGCCGGUUUAAAAAAGCAGCUAGAGGAUCAACUGAUCAACGUGCAAGCUGGCGACGCAGAUGGCAGCGACGAUGAGCUACACUGUAAGGCAAUGCUAGCGUUCAUAUGCCGCGACAUGGGACGCAUCUAUGUUUACACCGAGGAGCUGCACGACGGCGAGCAGAUGCUUAAACGUUGCCUGGAACUAAUGUUGCCACAUAAGCUUCGUGGCGAGUGCAUCAUAGCCUUUCUGGGUGCAGUCAAUGAGAUGAGCUUAGUGCUGGGCUCUAGGCAGGAGUACAAGCUUGCCGCCGAGCUGCUGCAGCAAGCAGACAAAACCUAUGAGGAGUUCAAAGCUAGCGGUGCGGUGGCGCUAGGCUUGGCGGAUUUGUUUAGUCCACCAGAAAAGCCAGAGCUAGCAGAAGGACAAAAGGAGCUGGAACAUGCCUAUACCCUAUGCUGUUUCUAUUUGGCGCAAACCCAUGGUCAUCUGGGUGAGCCGGAAAAGUCGGCGCAGUACUGUCAUCGCACUUUGCAUCGUCAGCUGCAAUUUCAGAGCUUCGAUGCAAUAGACUUUGCGCUAAACACAGCCACAUUAUCCCAGUACUACAUAGGAGAGGAGCGUUUCAAGGAAGCGCGUCAUCACCUGGCGGCUGCUACACUUAUUAUGGCGGAGCAUGAGGUUAAGAUGCUGAAGCCGGAAAUGACAGAGCAGCAACGUGAGGAUGCAACGGAAACUUUCAAGCAUCGCUAUGCGGAUGUGGCACGCUGUUGGGCAAAGUAUGGACUGUGUCUGCUGCAGACAUCCAAGGAGCGGCUGCUGCGCGAUGAUGAUGAGCAGGCGCAGCACUUGGCGCAGGCAGCCAAGCGCCUAACACUGAAUGAGCAGGAUUAUCGUUUUGCCGGCUUGGAUUUAACAGCUUGCGAAAAUCGCAUUAGCUGCGACUAUUGCUUGACCUUUGACGAUGCCAAGCUGGUGUUUCACUUUGUCAACGAGUGGCUGGAUCAGGCUAAGCAGUACUACAAGGCCGAAACGGAAGCUACUGAGUUUGCCAAAAUUAUGCAAGACUAUGCCGAAGCCUAUGAGCAUAUUGCUUUCUUUGAGGAACUGCCCGAGAAUCAAGCCAAAAUGCAAAAGCGUCGUGCUAAAUAUUUGGAGGAUCUGCUGGCCCUGCUAGAGCCUGCUUUCUAUUUGAAAAUCUGUCGUGAAUGCUGGUACGGCGCUGGCACUGCACAUGCCGCAGUGCUGGACGUGCGUCUAGACAUUAUCAAAGCCAACAACACACCCACACCGGAUGAGAUUAAAAAGGUUAAUCAAAGCUGCCUGAAGGCUAUUAAGCAUUUUGAAAGCUACGUCAAAUCGUAUAUAGUAGAUCCAGUCAACGAACCCGAAAAAUGGCGCAGCAAUAUGGACACGGAGGAACUACGCACCAUGCUCUAUGCUCACUUUCAUAUAGGCAGACUCUACUAUAAGCUAAUCAGCGUGCAGCCAGCGCAGCAACUGGAGCAGCUCAACAAAUGCCUGCUCUACUACAAGCGCUUCAAUGACGCAUGUGCGGAGCAUAAGACGGCGUCCGAGCCACUGCACGGCGAGAUUGGCGUAGUGCGAGAGAUGCUGCAGCUACUGCCACUUAAGAUUAAUACCGUUAAGGCGCGCUUGAACGCGGCCUAAACAGAAGACGAGCAUUUGUUCAAGCUCUUAAUUAAUAUUCUUAACCAUAGUUCAAUAAAUAAGUGUGUCUGUCUACAGAGCUACAAGAUUAAACAUUGUUAAUUUAUAUUAGAGAUAUAAAGAAAUUAAACGUUGCUUCAAGA